Mastomys coucha (southern multimammate mouse) is the source of this 879-nucleotide messenger RNA. RefSeq names its product lens intrinsic membrane protein 2 (gene Lim2). The transcript has 5 exons. Lineage: Eukaryota; Metazoa; Chordata; Mammalia; Rodentia; Muridae. Gene Ontology annotation, cellular component: plasma membrane. The coding region runs from base 70 to 591 and encodes 173 amino acids. Gene Ontology annotation, molecular function: structural constituent of eye lens. The record is from RefSeq and is a predicted model, not a curated record.
CGGCUCAGUAUCCACAGAGGGGCUGUGGCAGAAGGAGGGCUCAGAACAGACUCUGCCACUCAGAUCACCAUGUACAGCUUCAUGGGUGGUGGCCUCUUCUGUGCCUGGGUGGGGACCAUCCUGUUGGUGGUAGCCACAGCGACUGACCACUGGAUGCAGUACCGGCUGUCGGGGUCCUUUGCACACCAGGGCCUGUGGCGAUACUGCCUGGGCAACAAGUGCUUCCUGCAGACGGAGAGCAUCGCAUAUUGGAAUGCCACCCGGGCUUUCAUGAUCCUGUCUGCCCUGUGUGCCACCUCGGGGAUCAUCAUGGGUGUCCUAGCGUUUGCGCAGCAAUCCACCUUUACCCGCCUCUCCAGGCCCUUCUCUGCUGGCGUCAUGUUUUUUGCCUCCACCCUUUUUGUCCUGUUGGCCUUGGCCAUUUACACCGGAGUCACCGUCAGUUUCCUCGGCCGCCGCUUUGGGGACUGGCGCUUUUCAUGGUCUUACAUCCUGGGCUGGGUGGCCCUGCUCAUGACCUUCUUUGCAGGAAUUUUCUACAUGUGUGCCUACCGGAUGCAUGAGUGCCGGCGCCUAUCCACCCCACGCUGAGCCCUGGGGUAAAACUUGCAGCUGGAAGUUACAAUGAGGGCACUGAAGAGGAAGGGGAGGACCUAGAGGCCAGAAGUCUUGGCUCCUGAGGGAAUGAGGGGGCUCAGUCCUGGAUUCUAGAUAGGGAGCCCCUGAUCCCUCUGCCCUGUGUGGGGAGGAAAAGUAGGGUCAAGUGGGAGGGAAUUGAGAAGACAUAAGCCCCCACCUGCCCUGAGGGAUGGUAGAAAAAUGGAAACUCCUCUAGAGAGACAUUUGGGGAAUCUAAUAAAACUGAUGUGAAACUAUCAA